GCAAGGAACGUCGCCUAUAUAUACGGACAGUUCGCAACACUUCUGUCUACUUCACCCAGAGAUCCACUGGUCGGCAGCCUCUCCAUCGCCAUCCGCACCAUCGCCAAAAUGAAAGUCCUUGCCCUCCUCAUGGUUUUGACUCUGGUCCUCGGGUCCCAGGGCUACCUGUUCCCGUGGCAGGAGGAACAUCGGACCAGGUUCGAGAAGGCUCGGGAUGCCUUCUGGGAGUACGUCGCUCGGAUGAGCAACAUGGCAGAGGAGACAUUGGAGACAGUGAAACAAUCGGAACUGGGCCGGGACAUCAACGAGCGGAUAGCCCAAAGCGUCAGCAGCGCUAAUCUGUACGCGGCCGAGGUGAGUGAGAAGGUGCGGCCCCUCGCCCAGGAGCUGGUAGAGCAGCUGCGCAAUAAUGCCGAGACCAUGCGGCAGCAGAUCGCCCACAACCUAGCCGAGGUGAGCCAGCGCCUAUCUCCCUACGCCGAGCAGCUGCAGGAGCAGCUCAGCGCCCACCUCACCGAGCUUGGCCGCACCAUCAAGGAGCGGGCCGACACCGACGCCGAGGCCCUGAGCCGCGAGCUCCGCGAGGCCGUGCAGCUCAGCGUGGAGGCCUUCAAGGAGAAAAUGGCACCCUACUCGUCCGAACUCCAGCUCAAGGUUAACCAGGGCAUCGAGCAGUUCCAACAGGGCCUCGUCCCCUUCGUGGAGGAGAUGCAGGCCAGGAUGGUUCAACGUGCACAGGAGCUGCAGGAGAACCUGCGGCCCUAUGCCGAAGAUGUGAUGAGCAAGGUCUCCACAAAGGACCAGGACGAAACCAGCCAGCUCUCAACCUAUGAGGAAGACGUGCAGGAAAAGAUUAACACGAUCCUGGAGGAGAUCCAGCAGGAAAGCGAUGGUUCUGUCUCUCGGCUCUCUGGACCUUGGCCCCGUGAGUUGGAACAUCACACGAGAAUGAAGGUUCCUCGGUAUACACCAACCAUGAAACUGCUUGUCGCCGUUCUGGUCUCGGCCCUGAUCGUAGCCUCCAGGGCCUCCCAGGAACCAUCCUACAACCUGCAGGCUAAAUGGGAGGAGGUUCUGGAGAAGGUGUGGAGCCUUGCCAAUCAGGUCCUCCAUUCUACCGAGGCAAUACUGUCCGACAGUCAGCUCGGGAGUCAAUUCCGGGAGCUGAUCACGGAGAGCCUCGCCCAGCUGAACACCACCGCUGAGGACCUGCGCUCCCGCCUGGGCCCCAAAUCGGAAGAGUUCCGCUUGGAGCUGGAGCGGCUGCAGGAACGGCUGGAGAGGGACCUAAGCUCACUGCAGAGCACGGUCGAGCAGUACCAGCGCGAGGGCCAGCUGCUGACCAAGCAGAGCGUCAGCGACGCCCACCACACGCUGAGCAUCUACCUGCGCAAGUACCGCAAGCGGCUGUCCCGCGACCAGGAUCAGAUCCGUCUCAAGCUGCAGGAGUACCAGGAGCUUCUGGAGAGCCAGGGCCAGCAAGUCGCCGAGGGGUUGCGCCAGGCGCUGGAGCCCGUGGCCACAGAAGCUGCCAACCAGCUGCAGGAGCGGCUGGACUCUCUGCGCCAGGGCUUCCAACAGCGGCUGGCAGAGGUGCAGCGGCAAACGCUGAGUCUGCAGGAGCGGGCUAGCCAGGAUGCCCAGGGCCUGCGCAACGCCCUGGAGGAAGGGAUGGCCUCUCUCCGCAGCUGGCUCCAGGCCGAGGCUGAAAAACUGACCAGCCACUUCCAGGAUCUGCUGGAUGGUCUAAGGGAGCAGCCAGCUGAGGAGAUGGUCAACUGAAAGUGCGAGUGGGUCUCGUGCCCACCCUCACCAGGUCUCUGCCACAGCCCUUCCUGAGCCUCUCUCUCCUCCAUACCCUCCAUCCCUCCCUGUCACCUCCCUAUGGGGUCUCAUCUCCCCCUCCGGGUUUCUCCCCCUCCAUCUCAGCCUCACCCCUCCCUCCACCCUAAUUUUCACCACCCCCCAAAAUUUGCAGUUCUCUUGUGCCUGCCCCCUCCUCCGUUUCCCACACCCUUCAACCUCUGCUGCCACGGCAAAGCGACUUUCCUCUGACCCGGAUACCUGUCGGGUUGGAUGGAGUGAACUCGGACGGGAUGCUUGUUAUCUGCACUAACUGCCUCACUGACUAACACAAUAAAUACUCAUUCAACGCU
Messenger RNA from Mobula hypostoma (lesser devil ray), 2156 nucleotides. RefSeq names its product apolipoprotein A-IV-like. Gene Ontology annotation, molecular function: phospholipid binding; phosphatidylcholine-sterol O-acyltransferase activator activity. NCBI's taxonomy places the organism in Eukaryota, Metazoa, Chordata, Chondrichthyes, Myliobatiformes, Myliobatidae. The record is from RefSeq and is a predicted model, not a curated record. Gene Ontology annotation, cellular component: blood microparticle; high-density lipoprotein particle; chylomicron. The coding region runs from base 109 to 1782 and encodes 557 amino acids. Gene Ontology annotation, biological process: phospholipid efflux; cholesterol efflux; lipoprotein metabolic process. The transcript is spliced from 8 exons.